AUGGCGGCGGCAGCGGCACCAGGAGCGUCCGGCAGUGGCUCCGCCGGGGCGGCCGAGCGGCGCCUGAGGAUGAUGUGCAGCCACGGCGGCUGCUUCGUGCCCUGCGGCCCGGACGGCGCGGCCCGGUACGUCGGAGGCGAGACCCGCGUCCUCGCCGUGCCGCGCGGGGUCUCCUUCCGGGAGCUGGCAGCGAGGCUCGGGGAGAUGGCUGGCGGCAAGAUCGUGUCAGCGCUCAGGUACCGCCUCGCCGACGACGAGGACGUGCUCGUGUCCGUCACCUGCGACGAGGAGCUCGCCCACCUGCGCGACGAGUACGACCGCCUGCAGGCCACGCGGCCGUCGGCCACCUUCCGGGUGUUCUUCUCCGGCGUCCAGCGGCCCGCGGCGUCUGGGCGUCCUCCGCUGCACCCGGGGACGCUGCGGCGCGUGCAGAGCGACCCGUUUACGGCCGCGCGCGUCGCCGGUCGACAGCCGAUGCGGCGCGUGCAGAGCGCGCAGGACCUCGCCGGAUACAGCCGCUUCCGGUUCCAGCCGUGCUGCUACGACAAGCCCCGCCGCCGCCGCGACCAGUACGCGCCCGUACCGGCGCCGCCGAUGCGUCCACCGCUCUCCGCCAUGUCCAAGAACUCAUACGGUGCGAUUCGACAAGGCCAGGAACUGAUGACGGCCAAGAAGACGGCCGACGCCGUCAUCGCAGAGGCGGCAGCGCUUUAUGGGAGCUGGAGCGAAAUUAGGGUUUAG
Aegilops tauschii subsp. strangulata is the source of this 741-nucleotide messenger RNA. NCBI's taxonomy places the organism in Eukaryota, Viridiplantae, Streptophyta, Magnoliopsida, Poales, Poaceae. The record is from RefSeq and is a predicted model, not a curated record.